AUGCUAGAAUCUGGAAACGACCCCACCACCUUGAAGUUCAAUAUUCUUGAUGCACUUCAUAACAUUGCUUAUUCGUGGAACAAGGUACAGCCAGAAACUAUAGCUAACUGUUUCAAAAAAGCUGGAUUCUUUUCUUCUGGAGUGACUGCUGUUGAAGAGUUAUCCAGUAAUGAUCAACUUGAUGAAGAAGUGGCAAAACUGCAAGCUGGUGUGUCAUUUAUUGACUUUGUAGAAGUAAACAGUGAUGAUGUAACAACAGAAAUUGAAGACUUAAAUGACAUCGUCAACAACCAUCUGACAGAAAAUGCUUCUGUUGACUGUCAAGACAGCGAAGAAGACGAAGAUGGUAAAAAACCUAUUCCAACGCAGGCAGAAGCAACUCAGGCGGUGUGUACCUUAAAAAAAUUUGUGUCUAGUUUCAAUAAUGCUGAAGACCUUAUUCCGACCCUGCACAAACUUGAGGUGGACAUUGAGCACUUGUGCAGACUCCAUUCAAAACAAUCGCACAUUUCAGACUUCUUCAAGAAGCUUUAA
Molecule: messenger RNA, 534 nt
Organism: Bacillus rossius redtenbacheri
Lineage: Eukaryota; Metazoa; Arthropoda; Insecta; Phasmatodea; Bacillidae
Product: tigger transposable element-derived protein 3-like
Exons: 1
Coding region: 1-534 (177 amino acids)
Source: RefSeq, a predicted model, not a curated record